GUCGUGAAAGCACAUUGACGCAGAAAGAAGCCAGAAGGACGCUAAUAAGUCAGUCUUAUUAUUUGUUCUUUAGUUUGAAAUAUUUACGUCGUAUAAAAUACAUCUUUGAGUCUUUAUUCAAGGAUAGAAGCGUCUCGGUGUGCUAGAAGCACUUUGCUAGAUCUCCUGCUAUCUUUGCUUGUUAGUUAGCUUAGCUCGCUAGUUAGCUUAGCUUGUUAGCUGCUAAGAGAAGUUAUCAACACAUCGCUAAGUAGAGAUCAAGUGUGAGAGUAAAGUGUUGUGAUUGUGUGAAAAUGUCUACAUUACACAUGUUGAGAGCGUUGGUGGAUCAGCGACUAACUGCUGCCGUUGAAGAAAUAUUUGUAGUGUUAGAAAGAACGAUAGCAGAAUACGAGGCGGAACUUUCUAGAACAAAGGAGCAGAACAAGCUACUAAUGGACGCUGUUUACAAGAAACAUCAAGUUGUGUUACAAAGAACAGACGUCCAGCAGCCCCCUCACAUGAAAGAGGAAGAUGAGGAUAGACACAGGAAAGAGGAAGAGGAGGGAGAGUGUGUUGUAGGGCAGGAGGAGGAGGAUGAUGUCAGCAAGUUUCCACUGACUGUUGUCUCUGUGAAGACUGAAGAGCAUGAAGACAAAGCACCUGAGUCCUCACAGCUUCAUCACAGUCCAAACGUCCAGCGGGUGUCAGCAGAGAGUCAAGAAGAGAUUCCCUCCAAGCAGCAGGAGUGGAGCUCCAGUGUGGGACAGAAGGAGCUGGAGCCCCCACACAUUAAAGAGGAAGAGGAGGAACUGUGGGAGCAGCUUCAAAAGCUGGUGGAGGCUAACGAAGAAGAUGAAGCUCAGUCCUCACAGCUUCAUCACAGUCAAAGUGAGGAGAACAGAGGGGCGGAGCUUGUAAGUCAACACAUCACAGAAGCUGAUGGAGAGCAUUGUGAAGAUAUCCAGUCAGAACCAGACAGCAUCUUUGCUCCACCGUCAGACAUGGACCACAUGAUGUCACACUCUUCUGAUCACAGUGAGCACAUCCAAAAACCUCUGGAGAGUAAAAAUGACUCUAAAGGUGAUACGAGACAUCACACUAACAACAAACACUACAUGACCACACACAUGAGAAUACAUACUGGAGAGAAACCUUUUACUUGCUCUGUUUGUAAGAAGCGUUUUUCCAGAAAGAAACACAUGAUCAGACACAUGAGAAAACACACUGGAGAGAAACAUGUUGCUUGUUCAGCUUCUGAUCACAGUGACCACAUCCAAAAACCUUUGGAGAGUAAAAAUGACUCUAAAGGUGAAAAGAGACAUCACACUAACAACAAACACUUUGACUGCUCUGAAUGUGGGAAAUCAUUUAGACACAAGAAUCAUUUUACAGUACACAUGAGAACACAUACUGGAGAGAAACCUUUUACUUGCUCUGUUUGUAAGAAGAGUUUCUCCACAAAAGAUUACAUGACCACACACACGAGAAUACAUACUGGUGAGAAACCUUUUACUUGCUCUGUUUGUAAGAAGAGUUUCUGCAGAAAGCAACACAUGACCACACACAUGAGAACACACACUGGAGAGAAACAUGUUGCUUGCUCAGCUUCUGAUCACAGUGACCACAUCCAAAAAUCUUUGGAGAGUAAAAAUGACUCUAAAGGUGAUACGAGACAUCACACUAACAACAAACACUUUGACUGCUCUGUAUGUGGGAAAUCAUUUAGGCAGAAGAGUCAUUGUACAGUACACAUGAGAAUGCAUACUGGAGAGAAACCUUUUACUUGCUCUGUUUGUAAGAAGAGUUACUCCAGAAAGUGUGACAUGACCACACACAUGAGAACACACACUGGAGAGAAGACACCUUUUGCUCGCUCAGCUUCUGAUCACAGUGCCCACAUCCAAAAACCUUUGGAGAGUAAAAAUGACUCUAAAGGUGAUACGAGACAUCACACAAACAACAAACACUUUGACUGCUCUGUAUGUGGGAAAUCAUUUAGACACAAGAAUAAUUUUACAGUACACAUGAGAACACAUACUGGAGAGAAACCUUUUACUUGCUCUGUUUGUAACAAGAGUUUCUCCACAAAACAUUACGUGACCACACACAUGAGAAUACAUACUGGAGAGAAACCGUUUAGUUGCUCUGUUUGUAAGAAGAGUUUCUUUACAAAGCUUAACAUGACCACACACAUGAGAACACACACUGGAGAGAAACAUUUUACUUGCUCUGUUUGUAAGACGAGUUUCUUCACAAAGCUUCACAUGACCAGACACAUGAGAACACAUACAGGUGAGAAGCCGUUUAGUUGCUCUGUUUGUAAGAAGAGUUUCUCCAUAAAGCAACACAUGAUCACACACAUGAGAACACACACUGGAGAGAAACCUUUUGCUUGCUCAGCUUGUGCUAAAAGAUUUAACUCUAAGAGGGAAAUGACCACACACAUGAUAACACACACUGGUAAGAAACCUUUUACUUGCUCUGUUUGUAAGAAGAGUUUCUCCAGAAAUCAAAGCAUGACCAUACACAUGAGAACACACACUGGAGAGAAACCUUUUGCUUGCUCAGCUUGUGCUAAAAGAUUCAACACUAAGAAGAAACUUAUAGUACACAUGAGAACACACACAGGUGAGAAACCUUUUACUUGCUCUGUUUGUAAGAAGAGUUUAUCCAGCAAGGCAAACCUGACCAUACACAUGAGAACACACACUGGAGAGAAACCGUUGAGUUGCACUGUGUGUGAUAAAAGGUUCAUGUAUAAGCAGCAGGUCAGUAGACACAAGUGUGUAACAGUCAUGGAAGCUGCAGGGAUGUAAAAACACUUCAACAGUGAUUGUGCUAAAUGUAGUUUAAAAACACAGCAUGUUUAAUAUGAAUGUAUAUUUGAUGUUGUAUGUAGUGCUUCUCAUCUUCUAGUCUUAUUUGUUGUCCUGUAGUUACUUUUUAAGUUGUGUGCAUGUAUUGAAUAUUAUAUAUGUAGCUACUAUUUUAUUUUAUUUUCUCAUCUUUGAAGAGGACAUCUUAUUAUUAUCAUUUGCAUUUUUUUCACACAUUUUUUCCAUUGCAUUUUAUUGAUGUUAUUAUCCAAUAAAAAGUCAGAAUGAAUAAAAUGGUUAACA
Molecule: messenger RNA, 3101 nt
Organism: Nerophis lumbriciformis (worm pipefish)
Lineage: Eukaryota; Metazoa; Chordata; Actinopteri; Syngnathiformes; Syngnathidae
Biological process (GO): regulation of transcription by RNA polymerase II
Cellular component (GO): nucleus
Molecular function (GO): DNA-binding transcription activator activity, RNA polymerase II-specific; RNA polymerase II cis-regulatory region sequence-specific DNA binding
Source: RefSeq, a predicted model, not a curated record